Molecule: messenger RNA, 1170 nt
Organism: Peromyscus leucopus (white-footed mouse)
Lineage: Eukaryota; Metazoa; Chordata; Mammalia; Rodentia; Cricetidae
Product: cardiomyopathy-associated protein 5-like
Exons: 8
Coding region: 16-1170 (384 amino acids)
Molecular function (GO): protein binding
Source: RefSeq, a predicted model, not a curated record
CAACUGAUCAAUAAAAUGACAUUAGGCAUAGUGAAUGGGGCUUCUGUUCCAGUCCCACAGCCUCCCAGACUAGAACCCCAGGAACCCAACUCUGCCACCGGCACGACGAUUGCGGUGUACUGGAGCAUGAACAAGGAGGACGUCGUGGACUCAUUCCAGGUGUACUGCGUGGAAGAGCCCCAAGAUGACCAGGAAGUAAAUGAAUUGGUAGAAGAAUACAGACUGACUGUGAAAGAAAGUUACUGCAUUUUUGAAGACUUAGAACCUGACCGAUGUUAUCAAGUGUGGGUGAUGGCCAUCAACUUCACUGGAUGUAGCCUGCCCAGUGAAAGAGCAAUUUUUAGAACAGCACCUUCCACACCCGUGAUUCAUGCAGAAGACUGUACUGUGUGCUGGAAUACGGCCACUGUCAGAUGGCGGCCUGCUAACCCCGAGGCCACAGAGACCUACACUCUGGAGUACUGCAGACAACAUUCUCCUGAGGGCGAGGGCCUGAGAUCUUUCUCUGGAAUUAAAGGACUCCAGCUGAAAGUUAACCUGCAACCCAAUGACAAUUACUUCUUCUAUGUGAGAGCCAUCAAUGCAUUCGGGACAAGUGAGCAGAGCGAAGCCGCCCUCAUCUCCACCAGAGGAACUAGAUUCCUUUUGUUGAGAGAAACGGCCCACCCAGCUCUCCAGAUCUCCUCGAAUGGGACGGUGAUCAGCUUCUCUGAGAGGAGACGGCUGACAGAGAUUCCCCUCCGUGCUGGGGGAGGAGCUGCCUGCCUGUGGCCAGCAUUACUGGGAAACCACAGUCACAGACUGUCCAGCCUAUCGACUCGGCAUCUGCUCCAGCUCAGCUGUGAGGGCUGGUGCCCUGGACAAGGGGAGACCUCAUGGUACAUGCAUUGCUCUGAGCCACAGAGGUCAGGGGGAGGUAAAUGUGUCCUUUUGCUCCGUGAGCGGAAACUCUACUGGAAUUUGCUUGCUGAACACCAGGUCUUCUCAGAUGGAAUGAUAAAUGGAGAAGGAUCGAAGGCCUGGGAGCUCCAGAAAAUGGAUAAAAUAUGCAUUGAGUGUGGCGCAGCAGCGACAGACACCCACACGGCAAACCCGGCUGUGUGGGAUGCUGCCUCUCUCGCAAGUCAUCUCAGGUCAGAAACACCUCUGCUCCCAGAGAGUGCCAUUUAG